Messenger RNA from Spirodela intermedia, 5504 nucleotides. The record is from the annotation of a GenBank genome assembly. Lineage: Eukaryota; Viridiplantae; Streptophyta; Magnoliopsida; Alismatales; Araceae.
AUGAUUCCGCUCCAGUCGGGGUUCCUGAGAUCCUACGGGAGGACAUUGCCGGGCGCGCUGGUCGCUCCGCAGUUCGCGAGAUGCAGAUCGAGCAGGAGGAGGCGGACGCAGGGGGCGGCUCCGAGUGUUGUGGCGGUGAUCGGGAACGAUGAGAAGAGCGUGGGGACGGUUCCGUCUCGGCAGACGGUGGGCUCCAGGAGGCAGCCGGAGCUGGCGUCGCCUCCACGGCAGACGAUUGAGGUGAGGGCGGUGGUCACUAUAAGGAAGAAGAUGAAGAAGAAUAUCAACGAGAGGGUGGUGGAGCACUGGGACUCCUUCGUCCACGGAAUUGGCCGGGGGAUCCUGAUCCAGCUCGUCAGUGAGGAAGUCGAUCCCGGUAAGCUCUGCUCUCCAUCUACUCUUUUCUUUUCAAUCUGCUGUCGCCAUCUCGUCGAACCCCCCCAUAGACGCUGCAACUUCUCUUGUUCUUGGGUUUCUGCGAGUCCAGACCUCGGAGACUACAGAUUGAGCUAGCAAUCACGAAUUCGAUUCUCCAUCCGAAUCUCGUGAUCUAACAGAGUGUCGAUUCUGCUUCAGCCACUGGAUCGGGGAAGAAGAGCACGGAGACCGCAGUGGGGGGCUGGUUGCCGAGGCCAUCUGAGAAGCCGUACUUCAUCGAAUACACCGCCGAUUUCUCUCUGCCGGCUGAUUUUGGCCGCCCGGGGGCCAUCCUUGUCGGCAAUGUCCACUUCAAGGAGGUGUUCUUGACAGACAUCGUCGUCCACGGCUUCAGCGAUGGCCCCAUCUUCUUCCCUGCGCACACAUGGAUUCAACCCCAGACACUCGAUCCCAACAGGAGAAUCAUCUUCAGCAAUCAGGUCAGAAUCAUUAAUCUUCCCUACCUGGCGGUGAAUCGUGGUUCCCUCAGUUAUCAAUCAGUAUGAAGCGCCUGCGAACCAAAAUUAUCAGCUGGAUCGGCCGAUCAAAGCUACUGAAACUUCUCACCCUGAGGCCGCCGAUCCUGCCAGCCACGACGUCCAGUGUCUCUUAUUUUCCAUAUCUGAUGCAGAGAUCGCUUAUCCCCUGUGCGGCAUUGCAGGCAUACUUGCCCUCUCAGACGCCGGACGGCCUCAAGGAUCUCCGGCAGGACGACCUGGUCAGCCUCCGUGGAAAUGGGAAGGGCGAGAGGAAGAAGCACGAGCGUGUCUACGACUACGCGCUGUACAAUGACCUGGGCAACCCUGACAAGAACGAGGAUCUCACCAGGCCGGUGCUGGGGGGCAAGGAGCGGCCCUACCCUCGGCGGUGCCGCACAGGCCGGCCACCCAUGAAGUCCGGUAAACACCCUCUGCUCCUACUUUCCUCUGAAUGUAAUCCUAUACUAAGUCGAUCAGCAUAAUUCCAAACUUCCUCCUGUUUUAUUUAUUCUCAAUUAAAUCCAAUACUAAAUCGGUCAGCGUAAUCCCAAUUUUCGUCUUAUUUUCCUCUGAAUUAAAGCCAAUACUAAAUCGAUUAGCGUAAUUCCAAAGUUCAUCCUAUUUUCCUCUGAAUUAAAUCCAAAUGCUAAUACAGAUCAGCGUAAUUCCGAUUUUCCUCUUAUUUUCCUCUGAAUUAAACCAAUACUUAAAUUGAUCAUUGUAAUUCCGAUUUUCCUCUUAUUUUCCUCUGAAUUAAACCAAUGCUAAAUUGAUCAUUGUAAUUCCGAUUUUCCUCUUAUUUUCCUCUGAAUUAAACCACUCCUAAAUUGAUCAUUGUAAUUCCGAUUUUCCUCUUAUUUUCCUCUGCAUUAAAUCCACAACUAGAUUGAUCAGCGUAAUUCCAGUUUCCUUCGGGAUCAUCCGGUACUAAAUUGAUCAACGUAAUUCCCAUUUUCCUCCUGUUUUUCUCUGAAUCAACCAGUCCUAAAUCCAUCAGGCUAAUUCCAAUUUUCGUUCUAUCUUUCUCUGAAUCUACUCGUUUUCCAUGCAUACUCCAUAAUUGAGGGCAUGGAAAUAUAUAAUUGUGAUCUGAUCUGUCGUGAUCAGAUUACAAAAUAUACAAUUUCAAUGGAUCUGCUAGUUGGAUUCAAUGAUAUGCUAUUCAUUGCCAUAUUUAAGAUAUAUUUUCAUUGCUUGUUUCGCUGGACUCAUCCUGUGUGUUCUUCCUCCCAUAAUGGGGGAAUAGAUCCUUUGUAUGAGAGCAGGGUGGAAAAGCCGAACCCAGUCUAUGUCCCCCGGGAUGAGACCUUUGAGGAGAUGAAGGAGGCGACAUUUUCAGCCGGGAAGAUCAAAGCCUUGUUGCAUAACCUGAUUCCACUCAUGACGUCUGUUCUUUCGAGAACAGACAACCACUUCGGCUGCUUCUCCGAGAUCGACGAUCUGUACAAGGUUGGGGUCAGCUUGAAUCCCCCGGAGGAUCAGUCUACCCGCAAGGGAAGGCUCUCGGGGUUCCUCAAGAACAUCAUGAACAUGCAAGAACCCCUGAAGUACGAUCUACCUUCGAUAAUUUCAAGUAGGUGCCAGACCCAGAUUUUAUUUUUGAACCGUGGAAUCAUCUCCUUCGAGAAAUGAUAACCUUGUUGCUGGAAUAUUCUAACUUUAUGAAUGCAUGCUUCAGGGGAUAGGUUUUGCUGGCUGAGGGACAGCGAAUUCGCCCGCCAGACAGUGGCCGGGGUGAGCCCAGUGAACAUCCAGAGAUUGAGGGUAUGCCAUGAUCUAUAACUUGGUUGAAAUAAAUGUAUCCAUAAUGUUAUAUAAUCCUUAAUUUCUAGAAAAUAAUUAUCAAUUAUUACUUUUCACAUUCCUCAGGGGUUCCCGAUUCUGAGCAAGCUGGAUCCCGAUGUAUAUGGCCCACCCGAGUCUGCAAUAACUAGGGAGAUCGUAGAGAAUGAGCUGGAUGGCAUGACUGUUGACCAGGUACGAUGAGCACCAACCUCCGGCUGUUCUUCUUGUUAGAUUUUUCCUGCGUUUCUUUUAUCUUCCAUGAUAGUUCUAGCUCCAUGUUUAGAGGGUAACAGGCUAGCCACCAACCGGUUUAGGCAAACUAUACUGUUAGUUUUCCUUGUUUAUUUUAGGUCCCUCUAAAGCCCUUGGAUUUAAGUUCAGUGUCCCUAUGUAUAAUAUAGAUAAUGCUUAUGUCCCUCCUCUGGUAUCCCAGCUCUUUGAUAUUUCGGCCUUUUCUUGAUGGUUCUGCAAGCUUUCUCACUGGUUUUUCAUGCUUAUUUUUCGCUCCUCUAUAUCUCUCCAAUAAAAUUUAAUAAUCGCCCCUGUGUGUUGGGAGAUAAUGCUUAUGCCCUUGUUACAUGUUAGCCAUCUGGCAAAGCAGAGUGUUAGUCUCUAAGAUUAUGGUCAGAGAACGGAUGAGGGCCCAAACCCAAUUCAAGAUGCUCAGGGGGAGCUAAAACUAAAAAGCCCUUCUCAAUACUCUUCCAGGCAAUCGAAGAGAAGAGGCUGUUCAUCCUCGACUACCAUGACAUUCUGCUGCCUUUCAUCAAGAGGAUGAACGCGUUGAAAGACAGGAAGGCCUACGCGUCCAGGACGAUCCUCUUCAACACCUCCGCCGGUAUUCUUAAGCCGAUAGUCAUUGAGCUCAGCCUGCCGCCGACUCCCUCCUCCCCUCGGCGUAAGAAGGUCUACACCCACGGGCAUGAUGCCACGAAGCAGUGGAUUUGGAGGCUGGCCAAGGCCCAUGUUUGCUCGAACGACGCCGGGGUCCAUCAGCUCGUCAAUCACUGGUAAACAUCACUGAAACCAUGAAGAACCAACCAUCUACAUUUGUAUGCAUAGGCAGGGAAUUUUGUCAACUAUUCAAAUGAUCAGAUUUUGCCAUCCCUCUUCAUAUGUUUCUUGGGUGUUUGGAUUGGUAAACAUUACGGAAACCAUGAAGAACCAACCAUCUACAAUUGCAUGCACAGGCAUGGAAUUUCGUUAGCUGUUCGAAUGACCAGAUUUUUUUAUCCUUACUCAUAUAUUUCUUGGGUGUUUGGAUUGGUAAACAUUACUGAAACCAUGAGGAACCAACCAUCUACAUUUGCAUGCACAGGCAGGGAAUUUUGUCAACUCUUCAAAUUAUCAGAUUUUCUAUCCGUAUUCAUAUAUGUUUUGGGUUCUUGGAUUGGUAAACAUUACUGAACCAUGUAGAACCAACCAUCUACAUUUGCAUGCAUAGGCAGGGAGUUUUGUCAACUAUUCAAAUGAUCAGAUUUUUCUAUCUCGGCAUUUAUUUAUUUGGGUGUUUGGAUUUGAGAGGAAGAGGGUGGGUUCAUGUGAUUGUGCAGGCUGAAGACUCACGCUUGCAUGGAGCCGUACAUAAUCGCGGCCCACAGGCAGCUGAGCGGGAUGCACCCUGUCUUCAAGCUCCUCCACCCCCACAUGCGGUACACCAUGGAAAUCAAUGCCCUGGCUCGCCAGAGCCUGAUCAAUGGCGGCGGGAUCAUCGAGGCUGGCUUCAGCCCUGGGAAGUACGCCAUGGAGAUCAGCUCGGCAGCUUACAAGAGCCACUGGCGCUUCGACAUGGAGGCCCUCCCUGCCGAUCUUCUCCGGAGGUGAGCGAGCUCAUCCCAUAAUCUCUCCCUACUUCUGAAUUUGCCAUACAAUCUCCUCCAUAUAAUCUUCUUGGGCAUGCCUGGGUUUCAUGGGCACGCAGUCUUUCGCCAUCAUCAUCAUCAUCAUCAUCAUCAUCAUCAUCUUCCUCUUUCUUCUGCUCGACUGUAAAAAAAUCACAAACCCUAACCAGACCCAGCUUUCGCCCUGUUUUUUUUUUUUCCUGUUUCUAUCAUCAGGGGGAUGGCGGAGGAGGACCCCUCGGAGCCCUGCGGCGUCAAGCUCGUCAUCGAGGACUACCCCUACGCCGCCGACGCCCUCCUCGUCUGGUCCGCCAUCGAAGACUGGGUCAGGGACUACGUCUCCCUCUUCUACCCCUCCGACGCCGUCGUCUCCGGCGACGGCGAGCUCCAGUCCUGGUGGCACGAGGUCAAGACCAAGGGCCACCCAGACAAGCUCCACGAGCCCUGGUGGCCGCCGCUCGCCACCGCAGAGGACCUCGUGAAGAUCCUCGCCACCAUCAUCUGGACCGCCUCCGGCCAGCACGCCGCGGUCAACUUCGGGCAGUACCCCUUCGGCGGGUACAUGCCCAACCGGCCGGCGCUGAUGAAGAAGCUCAUCCCCGAGGAGGGCACGCCGGAGUACGAGAGGUUCCUGCAGGAUCCGCAGGCGGAGUUCCUCUCCUCGCUGCCGACGCAGCUGCAGGCGACACAGAUAAUGGCGGUGCAGGACACGCUCUCCACGCACUCGCCCGACGAGGAGUAUCUGGGGGAGCUGUCGGAGGGCGGCGGCGGGAGCUGGGUGGCGGCCGGCGGCGAGGUGGCAGCAGCGUUCGAGCGGUUCUCGGCCAGGUUGGAGGAGGCGGAGGAGGUAAUCAAGAGGAGGAACAAGGACCCGGGGCUGAAGAACAGGACGGGGGCUGGAGUGCCGCCCUAUGAGCUGCUGCUCCGGUCCUCCGGCCCCGGGGCCACCGGCCGGGGGAUUCCCAACAGCAUCUCCAUCUGA